AUGGCCUCUGUCGCCGGCUCUGUCGCCGCCGAUGCCAACUUUAUGAGCGUCCGGACACAACUCGCAAAAGAUUGGAGCGGUAAAGGAGGAGAUCCUGGUGAUAAAUAUUUCCAUGAAUCCACGUUUCACCCUCACUAUGAUGGACGAUUCGCGUCCCAAGCGCUGCCCGAAGAAGAAUCAUUACCGCACCUCAUAUCGCUAGUUCAAACAUACCUGGCGACCAUGAACGACCUCGGCGUGGAAACCUGGAUCAUGCACGGGUCUUUGCUGGGAUGGUGGUGGAACCAAAAGAUCCUACCGUGGGACAGCGAUCUCGACGUGCAGAUAUCCGAAUCAGGAAUGCAUUUCCUGGGCGACUACUAUAACAUGACCGAGCAUCACUACGAUAUCCCCAACGUGCCAGAAGGUCGCACCUACAUGCUGGAAAUCAACCCCAACUAUGUCAUCCGCACCACCGAUGACCGCAGCAACCUGAUUGAUGCGCGCUGGAUCGACACGUCCAGCGGCCUGUUUAUCGACAUCACGGCUGUGCGUGCCGAUGACGAGAAUAGGAAAAACGGCAACCCUGGCGCCCUGAUGUGCAAGGACUCGCACCGCUAUGACGAGAGCGACAUCUUUCCGCUGCGUGAGAGUGUCUAUGAGGGCAUUAAUGUCAAGAUCCCUUAUCAAUACGCCAAGCUCCUGUCGGGCGAGUACGGUGGUCGGUCUCUGACCAAUGCCAAAUUUGCGGGACACACGUUUGUCGAAGAAGCACAGCUUUGGAUCAAGGAUGAGUAUGUAUCCCGCUGUUUCUCGAAUAACUGCAAUGCUAACCUAGACAAUAGCCAAGUCGAAACCUUUAAGCAAAACGCACAGGAGGCUGACCGAGAGCUCACCACUUCCGUGGCGGGCCGAGCAAGGGAGCAAGCAAAAGCAAUGUCGUCCAGCAACGAUAGUCCCAAUGCGCCCAUGUACAUGACGCCCAGCACCACCUCCGCGUCUCCUCCGUCAAACAAUGGCGCGUCUGCGUCUGCGCCUGCUCCUAUUUCUGCCGGCACCGGAAAUUCCAGCAAUAAUAGUGCUACAGUUGCCUCGCCGUCACUAACAAGCAAGCCCGCUACGACAACAACCACAGCCAACGCCGACUCUCGCCUCAACCCGCGCAGCUGCGUCACCUGUCGCCGGCGAAAAGUGCGAUGUAAUAAGCGCGAGCCAUGCUCCAACUGCGUCAAAGCAGGUAUCGACUGCAUCUUUCCGGGCCCCGGGCGAGCUCCGCGCAAGCAGCGACGUCCCCCCGACGCGGAGCUGUUGUCGCGGUUAAGGAGGCUUGAAGGUGUGGUGGAGAGUUUGGGCGGUCCGGCGAGUAUUGAUCAGCUUAUUUCGAACCAGCAGCAACAACAACAACAAAAGACGACGACGACGAAUGCUACGACUCCUGGUCGGUCUACAUCUCUUCAAGACGGCGUUGCUGAGACGGGGAAUCUGGAUGAAGACGACCCAAAGAAUGCCCACAUGAGGCGGGAUGGUAUUGAGGAGCUGGGGAGGCUGGUUAUCGACGAUACCAAAAGUCGAUAUGUGAGCAAUCGGUUUUGGGCCAGUCUAGGUGACCAGAUCGAAGAAUUACAGGAUAUCCUGGAUCAUUCCAGUGACGAAGAGGAAGACUAUCCAUCGCCGGGAGAGUCGGUCAAGUCCGGCAGCCGCAAUCAUGAUGCUUUUAUUUUUGGGUAUAGUUCUGUGGCUAGCAGCCUACGAAAUUAUCAUCCUACGCCCACGCAGGCAUUUGUUCUGUGGAAGACGUAUGAGCAGAAUGUCGCGCCUCUGUUGACGGUCGUGCACAAGCCUACGAUUCGUAAUAUUAUCAUCGAGGCUGCUACAAAUUUGGAAUCGUUGGAUAAGAAUACUGAAGCUCUCGCGUUUUCCGUCUAUCUGUCAGCGGUCAUCAGCAUGACCCCCGAGCAAUGCAUGACGGAGCUGGGAGAGGAUCGCGAGGGUGCAAUCAGCCGGUUCCGCUUUGCAACCGAGCAGGGCAUGGCCCGGGCCAAUCUGCUUAAUUCGCAGAAUAUCACGCUCCUCCAGGCGGCCGUCAUGUUCCUGUCGUGUAUUCGUCGACAGGACGACUCGCGGUUUGUCUGGACCCUGUCUGCCGUCAUUCUGCGUCUGGCCUCCGGGCUCGGCCUGCAUAGAGAUGGCACCCAUUUUGGUUUGUCGCCAUUUGAAACCGAGAUGCGACGCCGGCUUUGGUGGAAUAUUUGUAUUCUCGACGUUCGAGCUGCCGAAGAUCACGGCACGGAUCCCAUGAUCAAUGAUAUGAUAUACGACACGCACCUCCCCCUCAACAUCAACGACGACGACAUAUGCCCAGACUCCAAAACUACGCCUGUCGAGAAGACCGGAUGCACAGACAUGACCUUUGCGCUCAUUCGCUGCGAAGUGACCCUAGCUUACCGGCGGCUGACAUAUAUCCCGCCUGGAGCCGUUUCACUACCUGCAAAUCUCCAGGACCGAGAAGCCUUGAUUGAAAGACUACAUAACCGGCUCAACGACAGAUAUAUCCGACACUGCGACAUGCAGAUCCCCCUCCAGUGGGUUUGUGCGACGGUGGCGCGGCUGAUCGUGGCCAAGCUGUGGCUGAUUGUACACCAGCCCUUGAACAAGCACGAAUCCUCUAGGUUAUCCAACGAAGGCCGCAACAAACUUUUGUUGACCUCGAUCGAGGUGAUUGAGUUUUCGCGCUUGCUCGAGACCAACGAGAACACGACCCGCUGGAGCUGGCUUUUUGUCUCGUACAACCAAUGGCACGCGGUUGCCUUUGUGCUUGCAGAACUCUGUGUGCGUCCGCUGUGUCCUGGCGUAGACCGUGCCUGGUUGGCGGUCAAUUCCACCUUUCGUGAUUGGGAGCGGCAGGGGUUGUCUAAGAAGGCUCCGCUCUGGCGUCCGCUAUCGCAGCUGAUGAAGAAGGCGACUAAUUUCCGCAAGAAGCAGCUGGAAGAGCUGCGUUCCAAGUAUGGAUCUAAUCCGUUGGUUUCGCAGUCUGAGGCGUCGUCGGCUAUUCCAACUACUACUACUAUUCCGACUAAUAUUCCCUCUGUUGUGGAGUUCGGUAGACUUCCUCAUCCCGUCGCAGCCUCGCAGUUGGGGACUCCUUCUCUGGUCUCGACAUCUAGCCCGCCAGUCAACGACACGCCUGCCCACGAGCAGCCGUUUGGAUUGUCCAAUUCGUCCACGGCCGGGUUUAGUCUUGACUUGAACAAGGGAAUGCCAGAGUUGCUAGAAGACAUGCUGCCAGCACACUCGAUGACGCAGGGCUGGCAAGACCUGUCCAUGAACAACGAUGCAUCAGCUUCAUUCAACCCUUAUAACAACAACAACAUGACUACCGUAAACAAUGGAUUUGCGCCACCGUCGGCCUUUUCAUUCCCUGCGCAACAACAGCAACAGCAACAACAAGUUGACGCAACAAACAUGUUUGAGACGCCCGUGAACUGGGACCAGUUCGACGACGUCAUGCGCGAUUUCCAGUUGGAGCUCACGCAGGGCGUUGGCGAGGGGGAGAAUGUGAUGGGGAAUAUGCACAUGGACUUUUUCUGA
This is a messenger RNA of Talaromyces rugulosus, 3567 nucleotides long. RefSeq lists its product as uncharacterized. The coding region runs from base 1 to 3567 and encodes 1188 amino acids. The transcript is spliced from 7 exons. NCBI's taxonomy places the organism in Eukaryota, Fungi, Ascomycota, Eurotiomycetes, Eurotiales, Trichocomaceae. Gene Ontology annotation, molecular function: zinc ion binding; DNA binding; DNA-binding transcription factor activity, RNA polymerase II-specific. The record is from RefSeq and is a predicted model, not a curated record. Gene Ontology annotation, biological process: regulation of DNA-templated transcription; DNA-templated transcription.